CAGCAAGUAGUGCAACACAACACUAGCAAGGUCGAUCGAUCGAAGGUAGCUAGCAAGUAAGGAAGACUAGGAAGAAGAAGAAAGAUGGCGGCGGGGGGCGUGUGGGUGUUCAAGAACGGGGUGAUGGAGCUGGAGCAGGAGGCGACGAGCCGGAAGGCGCUGGUGUACGUGCCGGCGAACGAGACGAUGCGGUCGCUGGCGGCACUGGAGCGGCGGCUGGGGUCGCUGGGUUGGGAGCGCUACUACGAGGACCGCGCCAUCGUGCAGCUCCACAAGCGCGGCGGCGUCGACCUCAUCUCCAUUCCCCGGGACUUCUCCAGGCUCCGCUCCACCCAUAUGUAUGACGUCGUCGUCAAGAACCGCGACCAGUUCAAGGUCGUCGACCUCUAGUUAUAGCCAUCUUGGUCGGUAAUAUUCUUCCUAUUCUAGCCGGAUAAAUUCAUGGCUCCGCGCCACGAAUAUAUGUAUAGACGUACAAAUAAGAACCUGCGUGUACGAUUAUGCAUGUGUUGUACUGUUCCUGUGUGAUGUAGUAUGUAACUGUGGGCCUCUGUCAGAAUAUGUAACCCGUGUGCACUUAACGGUGGAAAAUAUAUGUACGUGAGUACCGGGGUUUAAAAUCUCUGAUUAAGAAACUUGGAUCGCCGAAAUAAAUUUGUUUUA
Messenger RNA from Triticum dicoccoides, 663 nucleotides. RefSeq names its product flowering-promoting factor 1-like protein 5. The record is from RefSeq and is a predicted model, not a curated record. The transcript has a single exon. The coding region runs from base 85 to 390 and encodes 101 amino acids. NCBI's taxonomy places the organism in Eukaryota, Viridiplantae, Streptophyta, Magnoliopsida, Poales, Poaceae. Gene Ontology annotation, biological process: regulation of flower development.